Solea solea (common sole) is the source of this 306-nucleotide messenger RNA. Its product is annotated as spexin prohormone 1-like. The transcript has 5 exons. Gene Ontology annotation, molecular function: neuropeptide hormone activity. The record is from RefSeq and is a predicted model, not a curated record. NCBI's taxonomy places the organism in Eukaryota, Metazoa, Chordata, Actinopteri, Pleuronectiformes, Soleidae. Bases 1 to 306 code for a protein of 101 amino acids.
AUGUCUCUUAUGGUGACACUGUUUGUGGUGGCGUUUUUUACCCAGAGCUGGACUGCACCACAGUGGAGAAAUUGGACUCCUCAGGCUGUUCUAUAUCUCAAAGGAGCGCAGAGACAUCGCUCAGUGUUGGAGCGCGCCAACAGAGACAGAGAUGACACUCUGCAUUUAGUGACUCACAGCCAGAACGGUGACGGACUGGGUUUAUCUUGGGCUUCUCUGAUCCUUCUAGAACUUCUGCAGCGACGUGUUGAUGAAGGUGGACACAAAUUAGACGAUUACCCGGAUGAACAGGCGCUGAAUUUUUAG